CUGUUUAUAGAAAGCCGUCAAGUGGAGGGGUCAAUGCAGAAACACUGGCAAAGCUGCAGGGUUCAAAUCCUGCUUCUGCCCAUGUCCGACUUUGGCUGGGCCACUUAAUCCCUGUGUCUCAGUUUCUCCAUCUGCACAAUAGGGGGAAAGAAUAACCUACCUCAAAGGGUUUACCUAGGAUUUUUUUUUUGAGUUACCCAUAAAUUGCUUAGAAUAGAGGCUAGCCCAUAGUAAAUGGCAAAAGUCAUUGGCAUAUUUUUAUUUACCAUUCUUGGGGCAUCCACCCAUUUUUCAGGUCAGUCUCUGGGUCUGGCUGCUCCAGCUGGUUUGGGGCUUAGGAAUGACUCACAGCUGUUUUUUUGAAUUCCCAGGGUCUCAGAUUUGGGUGUAACCAGGUCCCCGGAGUGGGGGGGCUGACCCCACGGAGUCACACGGCCAGCUGUGUGUGAGGCAAGCCCAGACCCCUAAGCCCCAGCCCAGGUUUUUUCCAUGACCCAGCUCUUCCCUGGCAGUUUCCUGAAAACAAGUCCUGAGAGGCACUGGCUGUCCUCCGUGUUGCCCUGCUGGCCGGCCCCUUGCAGCCAGUGUGAGGGGACGGGAAACAGCUGCUUCAGGACUGGAAGUUCCCCGUCACUCUCCCUCCUUGGGGUGGGUUGGGGGAGGUGUCAGGAACCCAGGCUGGACAGAGUGGUGAGUGGGAGGGUUCUCCCAGCUGUGGAGCAGAAUGAGUCCGGUAGACCAAUGGGUGCUCAGUUGCUGGUGGGUAUUAGGCACGCAGGUGGUCAUCCGGAGUGCAAGAGACCAGAAGGGGUGACUGGGAAGGUUGCCAGGUGGUUAGCACAGAUGGGCAGUAGGUCAGGAAGAGUACAGAUCGGGUCUGGCAGGCACCUGCUGGUGGAGGACUGGGCAGACAAGAGGUCCCCGCCAGAAGAUGAAAGCCCAGCCUGAGGGCAUUUCCCAUAGGCAAUUGACUUUACUGCUUUAUGCCUUCAUAUCCCCCAUCUGGAAAAGGGGGAAGCAUCCUACCUUGCAGGAUUAUACUUGUGGGGGGGGGGUUUACAUUUAGUCAGGCCAGGCAUAGAGUAGGCACUGGAUACAAACUGCUUUCCCUUCCCUCAGGGUUUUUCACGUGAGCUCUUCAAAGCCCCAUCUUUCCUGCCCUAUACCCUCUGAAUCAAAUUUCUGGACUCAAUAUUUGUCCUUGUUAAAUAUCACAUUAUUAGAUGUGGCCCAAUCUCCCCAGUUUCUUAGCGCCUCCAUCACAUCACCUGAAGUGUCUGUAUCCCUUUAGCCCUAAGCAUAGCCACAGCUCCGAGUUUUUUGUUUGUUUGUUUUUGUUUUGUUUUCUUGUUUUUGGCCUCAACACAUGGCACGGCUUGUGGGAUCUUAGUUCCCUGACCAGGGAUUGUACCCGGGCCCUCAGCGGUGAAAGCACCGAAUCCUAACCACUGGACGACCAGGGAAUUCCCUAGCCACAGCUCUGACAACCUGGGUGCUUGUGGUUCCACUACAAUCUCUUACAAGCCAAGGGCAGAGCCCUGUGGCACUCCAGUAGAGACAUCCCAGGAAGACUGGUAUCCAUUGAUUUGCAUCCUUGGUGCACCUGGCCCACAGCUCUCCAUCAUUCCUAAAGGAUCUCACAAGUGACCCUGGUAUAAAUUCAGAUGUACGUGAGCCCUCGAAGGGCUUCCAGCCUUCGCCUUCCUCUUCUGAAUGUUCACACUCCACCCCUUUGAGCAUCAAUUUCUUUCUUUCUUUUUUUUUUUUUGGUACGCGGGCCUCUCACUGUUGUGGCCUCUCCCACUGCGGAGCACAGGCUCCGGACGUGCAGGCUCAGCGGCCAUGGCUCACGGGCCCAGCCGCUCCGCGGCAUGUGGGAUCUUCCCAGACCGGGGCACGAACCCGCGUCCCCUGCAUCGGCAGGCGGACUCUCAACCACUGCGCCACCAGGGAAGCCCUCAAUUUCUAAUUUUCCCCAGGGACCGAAGAAAACUCAGCAGGUCUGGAAUGCACCUCACUCUGCCCCCGCCCCGGCUGCUCUCGUUCUCUUGAUCAUCAUCCUCUUUUUCUUUUUUUUUUUUUUUUUUUGCCACGCCAUGUGGCAUGCAGGAUCCUAGUUCCCCAACCAGGGAUCGAACCCUUGCCCUUGCCAUGGAAGCACGGAUUCCUAACCACUGGACCACCAGGGAGUUCCCCUCUCUUCUCCUUUUGAUGCCCUUCCUGCCUCCUCCUGCCCAGCAGGCUGAGGCCUGGCAUGUGAGGGUCCCCACAGUCAUUCAUUCCAAACUUUCUUUUUUUAUAUAUAAAUUUAUUUAUUUAAUUUAUUUAUCUUUGGCUGCGUUGGGUCUUCAUUGCUGCACGCGAGCUCUCUCUAGUUGCGGUGAGCGGGGGCUACUCUUCAUUGCGGUGUGCGGGCUUCUCAUUGCGGUGGCUUCUCUUGUUUCAGAGCACGGGCUCUAGGCGCACAGGCUUCAGUAGUUGUGGCACAAGGGCUCAGUAGUUGUGGCUCAUGGGGUCUAGAGCACAGGCUCAGUAGCUGUGGUGCACGGGCUUAAUUGCUUCGCGGCAUGUGGGAUCUUCCUGGACCAGUGCUCGAACCUGUGUCCUCUGCAUUGGCAGGCGGAUUCUUAACCACUGCGCCACCAGGGAAGUCCCCAUUCCAAACUUUCAAGGCCACUUGAGGGAGGAGGGAGGAGAGGGCCUGUGUGUGGGGGUGUUGGGGUGGUGGUGGAGAGGACCUAUUGGGUCUGUUUACUCACUCAGAGUCCGGACUGACCCCAGAGGCACAGCCAGAGGGACAGGGCCCAGCCCCACUCUCACCCCCUCUGGGGGCUACUCCAGGAAACAUGGCCAAGUUUGCCCUGAAUCAGAACCUGCCUGACCUGGGCGGCCCUCGCCUGUGCCCCAGCGUGACUGGGGGAGCUCGCAGCCCGAGUUCGCCCUACUCGGUGGAGACGCCCUAUGGCUUCCACCUGGACCUGGACUUCCUCAAGUACGUGGAGGAGCUGGAGCGCGGCCCCGCCGCCCGCCGCGCCCCGGGCCCCCAGCCCGCGCGCCGCCCCCGCGCGCCACGGGCCGGCCUCGCAGGCGCGCGCAGCCCAGGCGCCUGGACAUCCUGCGAGUCCCUGGCCAGCGACGAUGGCGGAGCACCGGGCGCUCUUUCCCCGGGCGCACCGUCGGGGCUCAUGCUGCUGCCGCUAUCGCCGCGCGCACCCGUGCGCAAUCCGCGCGUCGAGCACACGCUCCUGGAGACCAGCCGGCGGUUGGAGCUAGCGCAGGCGCACGAGUGCGUGCCCAGCCCCGGCCGCACGAUCCCGCGCAGCCCGCGCGGGUCCGGCCACAGCAGUCCCGCCCCCAACCCGGCCCUGGCCUCGCCCGGCCCCGCGCAACUGCAGCUGGUGCGCGAGCAGAUGGCAGCGGCGCUGAGGCGCCUGCGCGAGCUCGAGGAGCAGGCGCGCGCGCUGCCCGAGCUGCAGGAGCAGGUGCGCGCGCUGCGCGCCGAGAAGGCGCGGUUGCUUGCCGGGCGCCGGCAGCCCGAGCCCGACCGGGAGGCCGAGGCGCGCCCGGACAAGCUUGCUCAGCUGCGGCGGCUCACCGAGCGCCUGGCCACCUCUGAGCGCGGCGUUCGCGCCAGGGCCAGCCCCGGGGCUGAUGGCCCCGACGGGUCGGCUUCUAGCCUCAGUGAGGGUGCGCUGCAGGUCCUCGAUGGGGCGCCCCAGACGCGGGAUACAGGCACCCAGACCGUGCCGGAGACUCAAGAGGCGGGAGCCCAGGCGUUGCCGGAGACCCAGGAGGCCGGCGUGGGGGCAGCUCCCGAGACCCUCGAGGCGGAAGUGUGGGUGACGGAGGCUCUGCUGGGGCUGCCCGCGGCCGCCGAGCGCGAGCUGGAGCUGCUUCGCGCCAGCCUGGAGCAUCAGCGCGGGGUGAGCGAGCUCCUGCGGGGUCGCAUGUGCGAGCUGGAGGAGGCCCGCGAGGCUGCCGAGGCCGAGGAGGCACAGGCAGCGGUGGCGGCCCAGCCCCAGCCGUGCGAGGCUGCCACCCAGACCCCGUGGGGUUGUGCCGAGAGGGCCACGCAGACCGAGCCCGCUGUGGAGGCCCCUGCCCCGACGCAGGAGAACCUGCCCGGACCCAUGGAUGGGGACAGGGCAGUGGCACCCGCGGGCACUCUCAAAUCCAUUAUGAAGAGGAGAGACGGUACACCUGGCGCCCAACCCAGCCCCGGACCCAAGAGCCUGCAGUUUGUUGGGGUCCUCAACGGAGAGUACGAGAGCUCAUCCAGCGAGGGCGACAGCGACAGCGAGGACGGCGCUGCCGAGCUCCCGAGGAGCAGUUCGUCGGGCUCAGGAGACGACAGCGGCGGGGGAUCCGACUCCGGGACCCAUGGCCCUCCCAGCGGCGGGGAGGCCCGGGACCCCGAGCCGGAGGCAGAGCCAGAGCCUCAGCCGGCCGCGCAGGGGAGUAGGUGCGAGCUGAGCCCGCGUUUGAGGGAGGCGUGCGCAGCGCUGCAACGGCAGCUGAGCCGGCCCCGCGGAGUCGCCCGCGACAGUGGCGCGGCGCGCCUGGUGGCCCAGGAGUGGUUUCGAGUGUCGAGCCAGCGGCGCUCUCAAGCGGAGCCCGUGGCCGGGGUGCUGGGCGCGGUGGUGCGCCUGGGACGUGAGCUGCUGGAACACGUGGUGAACCUGACGGAUGGCAACGGGAACACAGCCCUGCACUACAGCGUGUCCCAUGGGAACCUGGCCAUCGCGAGCUUGCUGCUGGAUACAGGGGUCUGCAAGAUUGACCACCAGAAUCGAGCUGGCUACUCCGCCCUCAUGCUGGCUGCACUCACCUCUGUGGGGCGAGAGGAGGACAUGGCCGUGGUCCAGAGACUCUUCCGCAUGGGCAGCGUUAAUGCCAAGGCCAGCCAGACGGGACAGACAGCCCUCAUGCUGGCCAUCAGCCACGGCCGCCAGGACACGGUAGCAGCCCUGCUGGCGUGUGGGGCAGAUGUGAACGUGCAGGAUGCAGAUGGGGCCACAGCGCUGAUGUGCGCCAGCGAGUAUGGGCGCCUGGACACUGUCCGGUUGCUCCUGGCCCAGCCAGGCUGUGACCCCGCCCUCCUGGACAACGAGGGCACCAGUGCCCUGGCCAUUGCCCUGGAGGCUGAGCAGGAUGAGGUGGCCGCCCUGCUGCAUGCCCACCUGAGCUCAGGCCAGCCCAGUCCCCCGCUGCCCUCUGACCGCCCCACGGCCAAGCCUAGUGAAGGAGGCUGCAGUGACGGUGGAGAGGACCCCCCACCUCAGUGACUGGCCUGACACACUGGACCUGGAUUGGGGGAGAGCUUUCCCUCGCCCACCUCAACCUCGGGGCACAGCAAGGGUCAGGGUCCACAGGGAGGGGCUCAGCUUGAACUCUGCAGGGUGAGGUGGGACCUGAGGCACUCUGGUCCACUCACUUCUCCAAACUUUUUCCUUAAUAAAACAUUCCUAACUCA
This is a messenger RNA of Orcinus orca (killer whale), 5473 nucleotides long. RefSeq names its product KN motif and ankyrin repeat domains 3 (gene KANK3). Gene Ontology annotation, molecular function: protein binding. Gene Ontology annotation, biological process: negative regulation of actin filament polymerization. NCBI's taxonomy places the organism in Eukaryota, Metazoa, Chordata, Mammalia, Artiodactyla, Delphinidae. The record is from RefSeq and is a predicted model, not a curated record. Bases 2847 to 5285 code for a protein of 812 amino acids. Gene Ontology annotation, cellular component: cytoskeleton; cytoplasm. The transcript is spliced from 10 exons.